GAGAUUUACUGGUAAUAAUGGUAAAAUUGAAGCGCGAAUAUCAGUGAGAUUUAUUUGGCAUGGAAGAAGCAAUGGAAGGGUCUGAUUCGGGUGAAGGAAGUGGCAAAAGGAAUGGUUAUGUGGGUGUGAAAAGACGGCAUUCUCAUUCUGGGAAGAUCAGCAAGGUGGUGAAACGCACUGUAAUUCAGCCGCCCAAACAAAACACACCACUUUACACCAUUCACAAAAAUGAUUUCCGCACCAUUGUCCAGCGGCUCACUGGCUCACCCACUGCACCACCACCACCGCCGCCACCACCGCCGCCUCUGUUGCAGAGACCAAGGUUCCCGCCGCCUCCGCCCGAAUCGGUUUUCUCAUUCAACAAGCUCGUCUGUAAUUCCAAUCUGGCGGCCAUGAAAUCCGUCUCUUUCCCAUCUUAUCAACAACAACAGGUCGCCGCUGAUCCGUCCGCCACCGGCGGCGCCGCCACAUUCGAUCCUUUCACCGCCACCACCUGUGCAGAUUUGGGGUACGCGUUCCAAUUUCCCUCGCAGGAUAUUUAUCCCCCUCUUCAGGAGCUAGGACCCAGGGGCCUGGUUUCGCAUAUGACCGUGCCCUCUGCUUUCUCAGCGCCUAUCCAGUUCCCUCACCCUGCCGCCGCCGCCGCCAUGGCGGCGCAGCAGGGCUCUCCGCCGCUUUUUCUGCAGUCGGCUGCAGUGAACGCCCACCAGUUUGUUUCGUCCGGCUCGGAGUUUGCGGUUUCUCAGUUGUUGGCGGGGUCGCAGGUUCCAUUCUCGCCCGGGUCCUUCAUGCCGCUUUCGCCCACUGAGCAAUUUCAAUUUGGACAGCUACCUCCUCCCUCGCCUGGUUCUUGGUUCUCCUUGCCCACUUCGUUUUAGAGGAAGCUCUGUUUGCUAUUUUUCUUUAAUUACAUUCUUUCAAUGUUGUAAUUUUUCUGAAUAUUCUGCCUGUAAAGCUCCUGUUUCUUAAUUUUCUUUCUAUUACUUUCUUAUGAUGAACUGGACAUGCCAAUAAGGUGAUAUAACGAGGUUUUAUUCCAACCAAAGCAGUUCUGCACUUUCUUCUUUCUUCCUUUUUAUUUGGGUUAAGACUCAUUUUCUUUCUAUUACUUUCA
Molecule: messenger RNA, 1114 nt
Organism: Cryptomeria japonica (Japanese cedar)
Lineage: Eukaryota; Viridiplantae; Streptophyta; Pinopsida; Cupressales; Cupressaceae
Exons: 1
Coding region: 60-878 (272 amino acids)
Source: RefSeq, a predicted model, not a curated record